GACGUCAUCCGCAAGCGAAGCGAAGGGAUUUCGAAGAUGAUGAGGAUAGUAAUUAUGAUAAGACUCGGUUGACUUGGUUGACGUCAAAUGAUGCCUCACGCCUCGAUCGACGUGACAGCACCUGGUCAAACGGAUCAGAACGUCGGUCGAGACGCAUUAACGCCUGCUCAGGCUCGGUUCUUCACGCCACGCCAAUACCAGUUUCAGACGUUACCAGAAGUACGAUCCCGUCCCCUGCGGGUAGGCACGUCAAACAACGGUGCGAACCCGAAGGACCCUGAAGAACACAAAGGCGAGGAGUUCUUGCCCGGAGGAAGUGACGACCCUGUCCCGACCACCGCAUCGGACCACCUCGGUGGACCCAAAGGCCGCCUCGGGAAGAUCCCCCGUCAUCCGAGAAAUGGUGAGAUCGUCCUCCACCAUGUGCUUUUGGAAUCAUUAGGCUUUAGUUAAUGAUACAUGUGUUGACUUGAAUAUAUUUUAAUCCUGUCGCCAUUCUUCUCCCACCUGAGUAAUGUACAGUGUGGUCAAAUGAUUCAGCCCCCACUUUCAAGCAUUCCAAGGUGGCUUGCAUGUAUGUUGCAGUUCAAUUGCAGCCAAAUCCAGUGGCAUGCAUUCAGAAACAGAGAGCAGGGAUGGAUCCAAUGAUCCAAACACUUAAAGAACUUGAGAUAGCAUGGAGAAAUUAAUGCCAGCAGGCGAAGCUCUACAGGCUCAUCAGAUCCCGUAAUAAGCUAAUUAAAGACUUGGAUGGAGGGGGUGGCAGAGGGUGUAAUAUGCGGUGACAACAGGCCUUGUUUUGUCGUCAGCGACGCCCCGGGCUGGCACCGAAGCGAAGGCGGACCCACCGCGGGGUCCAUCGUAACGAAGGGCGGCGUCUUUUCUGCUGAACCGUCUGAUCUCGAUUUCCUGAUCCUCACUAUUUGUUUUCCUUCGUUUAUUUUACUCUGUGGAGGCGUUUAAUUUUCUCGUGGACUUUAUAACUUAAAUAAAAAAAAACAUUUUUUUUUAUUAAGAAGGGUAAAAUCAAACGGCUUUUUUGAUCUUUUUCUUUUUCUUUUAUAAUUAAUAUAUUAUUAUUAUUUUGUUUCUUUUGUGUUUUUACGGUGUUGUUGUUUUCUGUUCUUUUGUUCUCUUUUUCCACCUCCUCCUCGUGAUGUGUGUGUGUGUCUGUCUCUCUCUCUCUCUCUCUGUUGCGCUCUCAAAACCCUAACCCUCGGAAACUACCGGUCGAUCCGCCAUCUCCGAUCGGGGUUCUAGCUCCGGACGGUGGUUCUUGAGUGAGAUCGUCGACUCGGUUCGUCGAUCCGGAUGUGUACCGGCAUUGGCGGUGGAUCAAUUCGCGGUUCAUGGUCUCUGGUGAUUUGAGUCCAAGAAUGAGUACGGUAAUGGAAUGUAUAAAGGCGAGCUUGGUGGCUCAUAUCACUGCUGCAUUCCAUUUUGAUAUGUCUCUGAUCUUGACAUCAAGGUAGAGAUCUCAGGUCUGAUCGAGCCAUGAAUCACCUAGAAAUGGGUUCAUCAGGUGGUACUUCUGAGAUUGUUGAAUCAGUUGAAGAGCCGAACUUGGAUAAUUACUAUGGUGGUUCUAAGAUGCUACGGAUUAAUCUCAAAACAAAUGUACAAGACGGGAAGUGUCAUGAUGUUGAAGAUGAUCUUGGUAAACUUUUGAGAACAAUUGAUCUCCGGACCUCAUCUGGGGCGCUUGGUCCUAUGAGUAAGCCAGGUGUUGACUUGUUGCAGAAGAAUGCUUUGAAGAAGCCCAUCAAGGUUGGAGCAUCUCGACCAUCAGGAAUAGGAAUAUCAGAAUCCGUCACCUUAAAACAGGCUUUGAGAAGAUUAUGCAUUUCCCAGGCAUCGGAAAUGGCUGCCAUGAAGAGGCUAUCAAAGCCAAUUAGCUUAUCUGGGACUUCUGAAGCUGGAACGAUCAAGAAGCUUUAUGCAUCUGUGGUGGUUCAAUCGAGUGACUCUUGUCUUCCUAUAAAUGGAGGACAGAGAAAUUUGGUCGAAAUAUCCAUCAUGCCUGAAAAGGUCACAGCAGUUCCAUCAAAAAAGGCAACCGUACCUGGUCAAGUGCAAAAUUCUGAAUCAAGUGAUAAUAAUGCUGUUUCAUCUCCUAUAUCUUCAGUUCUCAAUACACGUAAGGUAACUAAGAUCAGAAUCCAAGAUGUAAUUAAUCCAACGUCAGAGGACUCCUUUGAAAGUCAAUCAGCUGCAGUAGAGACCGAAAAGAAGGGAAAAUCAGUUUCAAAAGCAUCCAUAUCAAGCUCACAGGCAGUUGCUGCAUCAAGCAAGGGUAUGGUAAGUCAGCAUUUAACCAAGCCAGUACACAGGAACAAGGCCAUUAGAAAGAAAGGAAAGCCUGAGCCAGCUUCAGCAUCCGAUGUUUCCACCAAACAUAGUGAGGUGAAUAUAGGUGGUGUUACAGUCCCUACAACCAAACCAUGUUGUCCUAAGGAACCUGUCACUCCUGCAUGUAUUACGCCCACGACCAAAUUAUGUCGUCUUAAGGAACCUUCCGCUGCUGCAUGUAUUACGGCUACAACCAAAUCAUGUCGUCCUAAGGAACCUACCACUCCUGCAUGUACUAUUCCUACAACCAAAACUCGUCGUCCUAAGGCACCUGCCACUCCUGCAACCAGCACUUUGAAUCCUGCUGCUGUGAUUGGUAAGGAGCGCAUUGAUACCGGUGCAAACAAAGCUCUUUCCAGCCCAAAUAUCCAUGGCAGUGGUAGAGCUAUCGGUGUAAAAUCAAGUGAAUUCUCUAGAUCAAGAGAAAAAGGGGAGUGCUCUCACAGCUCGAAAAGCAGCAUUGGGGAUUAUAGUAGCAGCACUAGCAUCAGCGAGGAGAGCCAUCAGAGCGGUGCUAGUUCAAAAGGUUGUAGACCUCACAUGUCAAAGGAUCUAAGAUGGGUGGCCAUCCAUCAAAUCCUAAUCCAACAAGGAAGUUUAGGUCUAAAGAAUUUUAGGCUCCUCAAACGACUUGGUUGUGGAGAUAUUGGAACUGUUUAUCUUGCCGAGCUGGCUGGUUUCGAAUGCUUAUUUGCAUUGAAGAUCAUGGAUGUUGAAUUCCUGGUUAGCAGGAAGAAGAUGCUGAGAGCACAAACCGAAAGAGAGAUAUUGCAAAUGCUGGAUCAUCCAUUCCUUCCUACCCUCUAUGCUCAUUUUACGACAGAGAACCUCUCGUGUUUAGUUAUGGAGUUUUGCCCUGGAGGUGACCUGCAUGUCCUUCGACAGAGGCAACCUUGUAGGAGUUUCACCGAGCCUGCUGCUAGGUUUUAUGUCGCGGAAAUCCUACUUGCUUUGGAGUACCUACACAUGUUGGGUGUGAUCUAUCGUGAUCUAAAACCAGAAAACAUUCUGGUUCGUGAAGAUGGUCACAUCAUGCUCUCCGAUUUUGACUUGUCUCUACGAUGCUCAGUAAGCCCGACCCUUGUUAGAUCCUCCUCAUUAGGCGCACAGGAGUCUGCAAAGAAGCUCUCAGGACCCUGUGCUGAAAAUAGCUGCAUUGACCCACUUUGUCUUCGACCAUCUUGGGUUCAAGUUUCUUGCUUCACACCCCGUUUGCUAUCCUCCACACAAGAGAAAACACAGAAGGAAGUAGGUGGGCAGGUAAGACCACUUCCGCAACUUGUGGUGGAGCCGACUGAUGCACGUUCCAACUCCUUUGUUGGGACCCAUGAAUACCUAGCUCCAGAGAUCAUUAGAGGAGAUGGACAUGGAAGUGCCGUGGAUUGGUGGACCUUUGGGAUCUUAUUGUACGAAUUACUUUUUGGUAGAACACCCUUCAGAGGACCUGGAAACGAGGAAACAUUGGCCAACGUGGUUUCUCAGAGCUUGAAGUUCCCUGAGAACCCAUCCGUUAGCUUUCAUGCAAAGGAUUUGAUCAGAGGGCUUCUGGUAAAGGAGCCGGAAAAUAGAUUGGGAUCGGUCAAAGGUGCCGCUGAGAUCAAGCAGCACACGUUCUUUGAUGGGUUAAAUUGGGCCCUGAUCCGAUGUGCAGCACCACCCGAGACACCAAGAAGCCAUGAGAUUGGGACGCCCCUGAUGUUGCGUAAGAAAAAAGAAGGUAAGUGUCUUGAUUUCAGGGCGAACGGAGAGGACGUGGAAUUCGAGCUCUUCUAGCAAAAAAAAAAAAAAAAACUUGCUAGACUCUGUAGUGUACUACUUCACUUGGCGGCAGUUGGCCGUCUUAAUUCCCUACCCUACCUGUUGUUGUGACUAUCUCUAUCUAUUGAUGUAAAAUGUAGGUGUAAUACGCCCGCCCCUGUUAGUAACAUGAAUAUGAUGGGUUGGUUCCACAUAA
Molecule: messenger RNA, 4303 nt
Organism: Musa acuminata AAA Group (dessert banana)
Lineage: Eukaryota; Viridiplantae; Streptophyta; Magnoliopsida; Zingiberales; Musaceae
Product: serine/threonine-protein kinase D6PK-like
Exons: 3
Coding region: 1495-4122 (875 amino acids)
Biological process (GO): protein phosphorylation
Cellular component (GO): cytoplasm; nucleus; plasma membrane
Molecular function (GO): ATP binding; protein serine/threonine kinase activity
Source: RefSeq, a predicted model, not a curated record